Molecule: messenger RNA, 1769 nt
Organism: Telopea speciosissima
Lineage: Eukaryota; Viridiplantae; Streptophyta; Magnoliopsida; Proteales; Proteaceae
Product: membrane protein of ER body-like protein
Exons: 7
Coding region: 618-1670 (350 amino acids)
Source: RefSeq, a predicted model, not a curated record
CCCCCAACAUAACAGAAUCCAACAGUCAGAAGAGUCUCAUUACUAUAGAUGGCCACAUAAGAGAUAGGAAUCUAAAGGAUGUCAGCCUCUACGAUUUGCAUCUUCUACCUUCUGAAAAGUCAAAGUCAGGUGGGAGUUUAAGUUUUGAGCCUAUUGAUAGUGAAUUAGAGGAACAUGCAGAUGGUACAAAAUUAGCAGACCAACGACAGGGAAUAACUGAACUGGAUGUUGAGAGGGUUAUAGAGGAGCAGGAUUCUCAUGAUUUUUACUGUCCAAACUGUAAUUCUUGUAUUACUAAAAGGGUUAUUUUGCGUAAAAGAAAAAGGAAAAUUCGAAGUAUUCAUUUUGAUGCAAAGCGAGAGAAAAUUGAAACAAUAGUUAAUUUGGAUGGGAGCAGUUUUGCACCUGCAACCAAUGGUGAAAGUUCUGAGGUAGCUGAAUCUGUUCCAGAUGGUAGUCCCACACCUCCAGUAAAUGACCGUGAUCAUGGUACAAGACCAGACAUAUUCAGAUGUUUGUCGUGUUUCACUUUUUUCAUUCCAACAGGUAGUGGCUUUAAACUAUUCUGGAUUCAUGGAGGUCGUGGCAAGGGUGAAAACACACAAAGCCCUGAACAGAUGCCCGUGAGGACCAUAAAUUGGUUUUCCUCUUUUCUUGGGUCGAUCGGAAGAAAGGAGACUGCUGAGCAAGUGGAGGUUACAACUCAUCAUGUUGAAGAAACUGCUGAAGCAUUGAGAGAGUCAGAAUAUUUGCCUGAAACUCUACCCAGGCAACAAAUGGAUAAUCUUUCAAAUCAAGGCUGUUCCAAGCCUGUGAAUGGUGCAGGCACAGGAAUUGAGCAGGUUGAGGAUAUUUCUUGCUUCUCCCUGAAUGAAAAGUCAACUUCUGUAUUCAUUGAAGAAGUGAAAACUGAUUUUGGAAUGAAACAAGAUGGUACAACGGAAAAGAUCAGCAAAGGAGAUAAUGUUGCAGUAUGUAUUCAAGCUGAUCGAGAUAUGCAUGAUGUUGUUGAUUCAGCAGUACCUGGAAGAGCUCAUGAAUGGGAUGUCUUAAAAAGCAUUAUAUAUGGUGGUUUAAUUGAAUCAAUUACAAGCCUGGGUGUUGUAUCUUCUGCUGCUGCUAGUGACGCUACCACAUUGAAUAUUGUAAUUCUGGGAUUGGCAAAUCUGAUGAGUGGACUCGUCAUCAUUUUGCACAAUAUUAAGGAACUGAAGAAUGAUUUCAAUGAAACCACCAGUCAAGAAAAUUCAAUUAUUGAUCGAUACGAAGAAACACUUGGAAGGAGAGAGAAUUUCCGAUUGCAUGCAAUAGUUGCAGUGCUAUCAUACAUUAUAUUUGGAUUAUUACCACCUGUUACAUACGGCUUUUCUUUCCGUAAGAGCGAUGAUGAGUUAUACAAGCUCAUUAUGUGUGGUGCAGCUUCUCUUGUGUGCAUUAUUCUACUUGCAAUAGGGAAGGCCCAUGUUCGGAGGCCACCAAGGUCUUAUGUCAAGACAGUACUUUACUAUUUGCUCAUGGGGUUGACAGCCUCAGGCCUUUGUUAUGCGGUAGGUUUGCUGAUCAAGAGACUCCUAGAGAAUUCAGGUUGGUUUGAAAGCCUUUCAGCUCCUUCCACUGCAUUUCUGGAGAACAGAUCAAUCAGGUCUGGAUGGACAUUGACAUCUUAUUGAUGAAAACAAGUAUAGGGAAUAUAAGUUGUUGGAACAUCAGAGUUAUCACAUAAUGUACAAGACACAGCUAAUUGUGGCAAUGACCAUGGUCAAAAGCCA